AUGUAUCCCUUUGAAAUAUUCAUGGGUGAUUCAAAGCGAUCAGUGAAAAAUAAAGCUAAAGUUGAAGGAUCAAUAUGUGCACAUUACUUGCAUCGGGAAACAUCACAUUUUUGCAGUCAUUAUUUCAAUCAUUUGAUGGUAACUCCAAGAAUCAUAAGGAAUGAAUUUGAUGUUAACAAAAGAAGUCAGUUUACCUUGUCAAUCUUCAGUCUUCUCGGUAGCCCCUCUGGAAAGAAGAAUGUGCAUUGGCUGGCCCAAAAAGAAUUGCAAUCUGCACAUGUUCAUGUUCUAAUUAACUAUAUUGAAGUUAGGCCAUAUCUUGAGGCAUUUAAUGCCUCCUAUUUUCAAAGCACCGGUGAACAAACAACUACCAGUCACAUACAUGCAUCUUUUCCAGCAUGGUUCAAGGAUCAACUGUCAUGCAUUGUUGCAUUGACUCAAGAAAUACUUCAUUUGAGAAACUUAUCUAGAGGCCAUGUUCAAAUAGCAAUUGAAUGA
Lathyrus sativus (Indian pea) is the source of this 498-nucleotide messenger RNA. The record is from the annotation of a GenBank genome assembly. Lineage: Eukaryota; Viridiplantae; Streptophyta; Magnoliopsida; Fabales; Fabaceae.